AUGACGGGCAUGACAAGAGUCGUGAUCAUUCAGGACGUCAAUAUCACGCAAAAGUAUCAGGAACUUCUGCGUAAAUUGACGUCCAUGGGCGGCGAGAAGGUUGGAAGGCACGUCGUGCACUGCCGUCUAUUCAACCGCAAGACGCUCACGGAUGGCUACAUCAACCAGCGCAUGUUCAUGCUGAGGAUGUCACAGAACGACGACCUCGUGUACACGGUGCUGGCCAAUGAAAAGGCGCACGGAGUAGCGGCCAGUGACAACGGGGUGGAAGGAAUCAUGGAGGACUGUUCGUUGCUCGAGUGCGGGCUGGACGGAGCCAAUAUCCUGCAGCAGGUGGAGAUCUACGCUUUCAAGUCGGAUGGCCAGUUUGAGGGCACGCAGUACAUCGUCGGGGACUUUCGAGUGAGCGUCUGUACGUUCAUAUCCCGUAACAACUUGCCGCGAGGACUCGUUGUUGAAGUGCAGUACGCGCCGUGCUACACGGUGUCCCAUGUCGACAUGCUGAUUGACGAGUUCCUGAGCAACUUUGCCUCGCAUGGUCAGUUGCGCAAACCCGUGGAAAACAUGCUGGCGCUCUUUGAGAAAGCAGGGCUACCGAACAGUGAGUACAGUCUCAAGCACACGGCACUGCAGUACGUUGCCGCGUUCAAUAUUUUGCGCAAGUUUGAAAAGUAA
Molecule: messenger RNA, 675 nt
Organism: Peronospora matthiolae
Lineage: Eukaryota; Oomycota; Peronosporomycetes; Peronosporales; Peronosporaceae
Source: the annotation of a GenBank genome assembly